Molecule: messenger RNA, 1910 nt
Organism: Lytechinus variegatus (green sea urchin)
Lineage: Eukaryota; Metazoa; Echinodermata; Echinoidea; Temnopleuroida; Toxopneustidae
Product: UDP-glucuronosyltransferase 2C1-like
Exons: 4
Coding region: 143-1759 (538 amino acids)
Molecular function (GO): UDP-glycosyltransferase activity
Source: RefSeq, a predicted model, not a curated record
AAGCCGGUAGCCUAUAUACCAUUUGUAAAGUAUUCGCUUUGUACGGUGCGGACACAGCUGACUUCCUUAAGUUGUGCGCCGAAUGAUAUACAUUUUCUGGUACUGGAUUACUUUUAUCGUAAGAAAGGGAUAUUAAUUUGAGAUGGCGAAACUUCCUAAAUUUGGUAUAUUCGUUGUGGCUGUACUUUGUUCCGGGCUCAUGUCUCCUUCCGUUGUUUCAGGAGCUAAGAUCAUGCUUGCUAUGACGAUGGUCAUGAACAGCGUUAGUCAGCACAUUCUGUUUUCAGCUAUCACGGAACCUCUGGUUGAACGCGGGCAUGAAGUUAUUCUCCUGGCCCCUCAGUAUAAAGUGACCAAGGGUCUCACUGAGGAAGCGGUGACCGGGAAGAUCUUCUUUAAGAACUCUAAGACGAAGGAGGAGAUGGAGGAAAUGGCUGCGGGGCUUCAGUCAAUUGCCCUUGGUUUCAGUCAGGAGUCUGUCUUCCAGAUCAUCGGCAGGGUUCGUAAGAUCUUCCCAUGGUUCACGGAGGGAUGCUUCCAGCUCUUCAAGGACCAGGAGACACUGGAUCGGCUCAAGGAAGAACAUUUCGACCUGAUCCUCACCAUGCCGACUUGCGGUUGCGAUUCCUUGCUUGCGGAAUACCUGGGUGUUCCUUUCGUCGUGAUGACUCCACUUCGAAGGGCGCCUUUUUUCAAUGAAGAUAUUUUCGGCAUCCCCGCCCCGUCAUCUUACGUGCCGUUCAGUGGUAUGACUACGUUCACAGACCAAAUGACAUUUUCACAGAGGAUUGCCAAUGUUAUAAUGCGUUAUGUAACGGAACCAUUUUUUAUGUAUCUGGCACGGAGGGGUCUGGAUCAAAUUCAGAAGGACCACAACAUCAGACCUGACCUGUCGAUUGAUCAGCUUCUUGGCAAAGCUCAGCUUUGGUUGUCCCAGGGUAACUGGGCUUUUGAGUUCACUCAACCAAUCACGCCAAACUUUGUCUCGAUCGGUGGAAUCACAACCCAAUCACCCAAACCAUUACCAAAGGAAAUGAAUGACUUUGUCGAAGGAUCCGGUGACCAUGGGAUAAUAGUCUUCACUCUCGGAUCUGUUGUAGCAUCAUUAAUGAACGACGAACUCAACGAGAAACUGGCCAAAGUUUUCAGCGAGCUGCCGCAGAGGGUGCUGUGGAGAUUGAAGGGGACACGCCCACGUAACCUUGGAAACAACACGCUCGUUUCUGAUUGGCUCCCUCAAAGUGACCUCCUUGGUCACCCUAAGACGAAGUUGAUGAUCUAUCAUGGAGGAGCUAACGGUAUCAAUGAGAUCGUUUCUCAUGGUGUUCCAGUUCUGCUCAUGCCUCUAGCUGGGGAUCAGAUGGGUAAUGCAGUCAGGAUACAAGCAAAAGGAAUGGGGUUCCCUAUCGAUAAGAAUACACUCACCGAAGAAAGCUUUAGAGAGGCAGUUAAUGAGAUGCUUAACAAUCCUAAAUACACUGUUAAUGCAAAGAAGGCUGGCGCUAUAAUGAAAGAUCAAAUCGUACCUGUCCGAGAGAAAGUCGCCUACUACAUCGAACACAUCUUGAAAUUCGGUGGCGACCAUCUCAGAACUCGAGCUCUAGAACUCAACUUCAUCCAGCGAGAAUCCAUCGACGUCAUGGCAUUUUUACUUUUAGUUUUCAUAUCGUUUUUCUUGGCUGUCAAGUGGAUGGUUUGUAAAUGCUGCGGACUUUGUCGACGGAAACCUGCAGAGACGAGAAAGUCAAAAUCUGAUUAAUCUAAAUAUAAUUAUAUUUUGAUAAUAGAACUAUGAAUUAUGAUCUUAAGGGUUUGGGAGGGGUAAUUGAUUUGCAGUAAAUAGAAAUGGGAAAUAAAGAAGAUAUAAAAUCAGGGUCUUCACUAAUAAAAUACCGGGAAACUUUUUCAUC